AUGGAUGAGAUGGAUGGUAUGAGGUGGUUGUGGGGGGUUAGGGUUGUGGAGAUGGGUUGUGGUUUUUGUGUUGGGGUGUUGUUUGGGGUGGUGUUAUUUGGGGUUUGGGGUUGUUUUGGGGGUGGUUGGGUGAGGGGGGUGGGGGGGGGGGUGGGUGGUUGGGGUGGGGUGGGUGGGAUUAGUGGUAUUUGGGGGGGGUGGGGGUGGAGGGGGGGUGGGUGGGGGGGGGGUGGGGGGGGUGUGGUGGGGGUGGGGGUGGUGGGGGGGUAUGGUGUGGAUUGGGGUUUGAGGGGUUUGUGGGUGAUGUGGGUGUGGAUGUGUGGUUGGGGGGGGGUGGUUGGGUGUGGUUGGUGUUGGGGGGGGUGUUGUGAUGUGGUUUGGGGGGUGUUGGUUGUGGAUGGUGUUGGGGGGGUGUGUGUUAUGGAGGUGGGUGGGGGGUUGGGAGAGGGGUAG
Messenger RNA from Knipowitschia caucasica, 453 nucleotides. The record is from the annotation of a GenBank genome assembly. Lineage: Eukaryota; Metazoa; Chordata; Actinopteri; Gobiiformes; Gobiidae.